UGAAUGCAAACAUAAACAAAGAUGGCGCAGCCCUGGUCACUUACCUAAGGAUCUGGCCCUUUAGCAUCAUUUUAUUAUGCUUACAUGUAACAUGUUUUACAUAGUUCGGAUGUUCCUUCAGAGUUGAAGAUAAUUUACUUCCUAGUCCAAACCUCCCGCAGGUCGACGGGGGAUUGGAGCGGGCAGGAUUUGAACCCUCGACCAUCGAUAAAUCCGAGUCCGAACGUCCGAGCCUGCGACAGUCCAGCGCGCAAAUCGCACGACCAGGCAGCCAUCUAGAUCUAUUCUAUCUAGACGAUAUGAAUAUCAUAUGAUUGACAAAAAUGAACAUUAUUCUAGGGCAGCCAAAUCUAGUUUAUAAUUUAGAUCUAUCUAGAUCUAGAUUUAAGUUUAGAUAUAAAAGAUCUAGAUCGUUAUUGACAUAUUAUUUGUGUUUCAACUUUUUCUUUUUUUCACGAGGCAAUGACUUAAACUUGAAGGAUUUCAAUAAAGUAACAGAAUGUCAAGAAGUACAACAAUUAUCCAAAGGUCUAAACACAACUGAAAAAUUUGUCAAUGUUACCUUACAAAGCCUGAUAGUCAAUGAAAAGGAGGAUAUAGAACUUAAAUUUGAACUAAGUCUUAAUGCACCUUACAACGUAGUUAUCUAUAUGUUCUAUGACAUACAGGGUGCUCCCUAUAGAAAUCUAUGCAAGAAAACUUGCCCAGAUGAAGGCAGAACAUGCUUAUGUUAUUCCAGAGCAGAUAAAAAUAAACUGUUAACUUACAGCCCAGUGUUGUUGAUUUUCAAUGUGACACACAACUCUUUGGAUUCAAUGCUGCAGUGUAGUUGGCGCACAAGUCUUCUUCCUUAUGUUGUACCUGGAUGUGUUCAAGAACUUAAAGUUGACAGCGUGAGUUCCAUCGCAGCCAAUGCUUCUUCUCUUUUGUCUUAUCAGCUGAAACGCUUGAUUGAUUUUAUGCCUGACUGGCAUAGAUUGAGCUUACGUGUUGAACUGAGGAAAAACGCUGGAGUGACAGAAGUGCAUCAGUUUGAAGUUGUACCAAGUUUUGACAACCCUUUAGAUGUGUAUUUGUUUGGGACUCUAAGUCCCUUCACCCUCUACACUGUUUCUGUGAUGAUGAUGGCAGGAACUGACAAAGGAUGUGUCAAAUCUUUAUCAUUUCAAACCCUAAAAUCUAGGCCUUUAGCCCCACCAGAGUUGACAGGUUUUGACUUGAGUGGAAGUAAGCUGUGGCUGGUCUGGAAGGUACUAAGUCCAGAAGUAGCAGGAAGUGAUAAAGUGACUUAUGAAUUAGUCAUUUCUUCAGCUAAUGGAGUUAACUACACUUACAACCAGAGGUCAAACUUAUUCAAUGAGACUCUUGAGAAUAUCCAACGGCCACUUACCAUUUCCGUUUGGGCUGUAAAUGAUGUUGGAAAAUCUGAAAAAUCGACUGUAGUAAAUAUCCCAUUGAAUCAGAUGGAUGUUGAGCUGAACCCAGUUGUAGAAGUGAUCAACAAAUCUCACAUGUCUAUCAAGACCAGUGCCUGGAAUCUAGUGGAGCAGAUAGCAGUGCAUGCCAUAAGUUCUGAAAUGACCUUGACUCAAGAUUUGUGUGCAACUUGUGUGUGGACUGACAGGCAAGUGGUUAAUGUUUCAAGAGCAUUUGUGACUUCCAAGAAAAGAGUUCCAUUAGAAUUUGUGCUCUCAUUCACUAAGAUGGAAACCAGAAAGUUACAAAGGGAAGUGAAGUAUUGUCAACUUAAUGCUGAAAGUUCUUCCAUCCAAGAGGAAUGUUCAAUUAGCAUGUCCAAUUUGACUCAGACAGAAAACACUUCUGUCAAUCUGCUAAGUAAUAGUGACUUGAGUCCUAAAGAUUUGAAGCCAGAACUUAAAGUGGUCAGAACAUCCAACUGUUUUGUUCUUUAUGGCCAGCCUUCUUCAGGGGAUGUUACUCUGAAUGCCACAUUUUUUAUUUCAUUCAAGAUCAAUGGAACUUUUCAAAGACUGAAACAAAUUUCAUGUUUCUAUAACAGACAGCAUAAUGAAUUAUUCAAUGCUAAUAUAAAGGCCUGUGUACUGAAUGGCUGUCUACAUGUUCACCAAAUACAGAAUUGCUCUAAACCUGAACAGUUUUUUAUUCAAUCAUUUAAUGUUUAUCCUUCUCUUGAUGGGACAACUUGUAAUAGCACUUUAAGAGCUUUUCCCCAUUGUUUAAAGGACACGGAAUGGAGUUUACCAGGAGAUGUCAAGUCAGUGUGUAUACAAGCUAGGGAUAGCUUAGAGAUAGACCAUGGACCACCUCAAUUGAUCAACAUUGCUCAACUUGCAAGUUCAGACAGUCACAGCAGUACAAAUACUGUUAUCUAUGGCUUUGUGGGAGUAUUAGUCCUGUUUGCUGUAGUGAUUAUUUUAAGAGUUGUCUAUACUUGCGUAAAGAGAAGAAAUCAGAUUUUGAAACUGGUUGGAUCAACCAAUGAAAGCUUGGACAUAGCUCAGACUACUCCCAACUUUAGUAUUGCUACUAAAGAUGUCAGCCAAUUGCAAAGUGUUCAGAGCAAGAAUUGUGAAGAUCAGACCUCUACACAUGGAAUAUUUCUCGACUGGUUGUCAGGAAGUUCAUAUGCCAGAUUUAGUCGACUAGAUAAAUCUCUAGGCAGAAGUAACUCAAUGGGAGCUUGUACUAAUGAUUCUAGUCCGCAGUCAGUCAGUAACACGUCUGAUAGCUCCAUAACACAGCUGUUGUAGUGUUGAUAUGACUUCAACAAAGGGGCUUACAAAUAAAUCCUACAAUCAAUAUUAUUAAUUAUAGCCUGUAACUAAUCAACACAAUUUAUCUAUUUAUUGCUCUAGUGUUUAAUCAACUAACAGAGAAGAUGUUUAAUCCACCCUUAAUUAAUCAACAUAUCUCUUGUAUUAAUUAUUCUAAAUUAAAAUUAUAUAUUUUUUUUAUAUUUUAUAUCCUUUUAUAUUAGUGGCUCUAAUAUGGGUUAGGGUUAUGUUAUAUCUCUAGUCUUAAUCAACACAGCUAAUGUACAAAUGGCUGUAGUCUACAAUCAAUGAACAUAGCUAUUCUAUUAAUAGCUCUAGUCAACAAUCAAUAAGCACAGUUAAUAUAUUUAUGGCAUUAGUUUAUGAGAUUCCUAGCAAAAGUAUUAAUUGCUCUAGUCUACAAUUAAUUGACAGGACUUGUAUACUGAUUCUAGUCUUCAAUUAAUCUGGACAGCAAUGGCUUAUUUAUACAGCUUUUGGUAUAAGUGGCUCUUGUCAACUAUUAAACAACUUAUGUAUAUAUGUCCGCAGUCUUCCUAGCUUUUGUAUGGUUGGUUGUAAUCCAUUGUUUAUGUGUAUACAGCUUCGAGUAACUUGCCUGUCGCAAACACCUCAAUGUUUUACUUUCAAUGCUCCAUUAAAGUUUCAAUGUUUUAGAAGUAUGUAGGUCAUGCUUUUUAGCUUUUCAAUUUCUCUGACACUUCUUCUUCAAGCCAGCUUUUUGCUGCUGAGCUGUCAGCUCUUUUGCAGACUGCCAAGGAAAAAUAGUGUGCUGUUUUCAGUUGUUCAGCACUGCCACACAGGGUGUUGGUUAUGUUGGGCUGGAGUGGUAGUAGGGUCUGCCUAUGGUGGAUUAGGAAGCCUACACUAAAUUUCUCGGACACAAAUAACUGCUGUUCCAAUUGGAACACAAUUGCUAUGGCACUUAUUUUUCUUGUUACCAGGAAGAUAGUUCCAGGAUUUGACCCUAAAAACUUUUCUGCUCAUUUAAGGUAUAUUAUUAUGUGAUUAAUUGCUCAUAUCUUGUGAUGCUCCAUAAAAACAGGGAGUAGCCAAACAGUAUUAAAAAAAAAAAUUAAAAAAUUCCCCUUUCAGACCAUGUGGUCUAUAGGGCAGAUGAUGUAAGGGUCAUGUUUCUGUGGCCUAUGGUUAACGAGGGUGUCAUACGACCAACCACCUUUACUUUUCCCCAACUAAAGUUAGGUACCUUCUUCUUAUCUUAUAUAAUACAGACGUUACUUCAAAAAAGAAGAUGAUUACGUCCUACGCGUCAUGCAUUUAGUACCCGUUUGAGCUGGGUGGACUCAGAGGCGUCCAAAGAUCCUAAAAUUAAAAAUCCCAUCCUCCAUCAAGAUUCAAACCCGGGAUCCCCAGUUCAGAAGCCAAGCGCUAUACAGCUCAGCCACCGCGCCUUCAGCCAAACAGUAUACAUUUUUAUAAAUUCUAUGUUGCAAGCACCACUUUGAGGUCAGGAAAUGGCAGGACAUACUUCACUAAGGCAUUACAAUGUCUCAUUUUUUAAGAAAGAUGAAAUUUAAAAAAAAAACUUAAAAAAAAAAUAAUUUAAAAAAAAAAAAAAAAAAAAAAUCUGAAUUGGCGGAAUAGAUAAAAAAAAACUACAUAUUCUACAUUGUAAUUCAAGUCUACCAUUGUUAUUUUGUAUUGUAAGUAAAACAUAACAUUAAUGAUAUAUGAACUUUUUUAAGUGAUGUGAAUUAGUCGAACGUAAUUAUAUUUUGUACAUUGUGAAUUGUGUCAUAUAUUUUGCAAGAUAUCAUUUGCUAUCGAUUGAAACUGUGAUGAAAUAUUUCAACCAUUUUUACAGUGAUUGCAUUUAAGACAAUUUAUAUUGUACAUUUUGUUAGUUGUUUUGGAGUUUUUUUUCUGCUUUGUAUUUUUAGCAGGGUUUUUUUUGUUUUUUUUUUUAGAUUGAAGAGAGAGAUAUACACUAUUCAUAUAGAUUUAAAGAUCUCCUUCAUUGUUGUACUACAUAUUGUUAAUUGUAUUAAUUUGUUUUUGAUUGUAGGCUGAAGUUUGUUGCUGGUUUUGUUUUUGUAAUUUACCAUUGUGCAUUUUAUUAAGAUUUGUGGAUGACGUGUGCUAGAUGAGAAAGUUGUGUGGUUCAUGGUUUGUUUUUUAUCUUUGCGUGUGUGUGUAUAAAUGCUGGAAAAAAAAAAGUAUUACAUUUCAGCAUUUUUUAAUCGUUGGAGCAUUUUUAUGAAUUAAUGUGCAUUUAUGAUUAUAGUUGUCUGGUGAGAAUCUAAGGACAUAACAAUUUAUUUUAAAAAAUCCAUGUUUUAUGAUUGUCUUUUAAGUAUUUGAAAUACAUUUUGUAUGUCUUCAGUUCCAAAGAUUCUUAUCUUAUCUUAUAUAAUACAGACAUUACUUAAAAAAAGAAGAUGAUUACGUCCUAUGCGUCAUGCAUUCAGUCAUGCAUAUUAACCAAUGACUUAAAUUCUGCCAAGUCACUGGUUUUCCUGGCUAGCUCUAAUAGCACUAGGGAAGAAGGAGCAUUUGUACAAAUCUGUCCUAGCAUAUGGGACGAGGAUGAGUGCAGUGUUUCACAUGACUAUGCAAACCCAGUUGCGACCUGCUUAUUUUUACACAUCUGAUGCAGUCAAAUCUGAUAACAUUAAAAUCAGAUAAAUGCAACUGGUAGAUUCAGUGCCAUCUAAAAAUGACAUUCACAUCUUCACUGACUGAUGUUUUAGUUCUCUAAUGGUUGAUAUACAUUUCUCUAUACUGCUAUACGUUUCAUUAUUGGAAAUUGAUGAUUCAUUUGUUUGAUUUUUUGGAAAAUAAAAUUUUAUAUUAAAGAUCA
Biomphalaria glabrata is the source of this 5577-nucleotide messenger RNA. RefSeq lists its product as uncharacterized. NCBI's taxonomy places the organism in Eukaryota, Metazoa, Mollusca, Gastropoda, Planorbidae. The record is from RefSeq and is a predicted model, not a curated record. Bases 324 to 2732 code for a protein of 802 amino acids. The transcript has 16 exons. Gene Ontology annotation, molecular function: protein binding.